Molecule: messenger RNA, 3594 nt
Organism: Babesia microti strain RI
Lineage: Eukaryota; Apicomplexa; Aconoidasida; Piroplasmida; Babesiidae
Product: coatomer protein complex, subunit alpha (xenin)
Exons: 2
Coding region: 1-3594 (1197 amino acids)
Biological process (GO): intracellular protein transport; retrograde vesicle-mediated transport, Golgi to endoplasmic reticulum; intra-Golgi vesicle-mediated transport
Cellular component (GO): COPI vesicle coat
Molecular function (GO): structural molecule activity; protein binding
Source: RefSeq, a predicted model, not a curated record
AUGGUAACGGUGAAACUGGACGUGACAAGCUCGCGCGUCAAGGGUCUGGCGUUACACCCACAGCUCCCGCUCCUGCUAGCCUCGCUACACUCUGGAGAAAUACAGCUCUGGGAUUAUGACAAGUCGCUGCUCCUCGAGACUCUCGAGGGACACGUGGGCCCAGUGCGCGGCAUCGACUUCCAUAGCCGGGAAUCACUCUUCGUCAGCGGAGGAGACGACUGUCAAGUCGUCGUAUGGGAUUUCAAGCUCAAACGUAGGCUAUUCGCCCUCUCCGGCCACUCGGACUACGUGCGUACCGUCAGCUUCCACCAGCGGCACCCCUGGAUAGUCUCGUCUUCGGAUGACCAAACGUUCAGGGUGUGGAACUGGCAAAGCAGAACCUCUAUCUACGUUAUAACCGGGCAUUGUCACUACGUCAUGUGCGCCAGGUUUCAUCCCACUAAGGAUCUGCUGCUAACUACAUCGCUUGACCACACGGCGCGAGUGUGGGCAACUCCAAGCGAUAUGGACGUGGACCCACGCAAGGGUGAAGUCCAUAGCAGGCAUGAUCCGGGCGCAACCUCAGCCCUGGCUGACGGCCUUGGGGGGUUAGUCUCACCCUUCACGCUCAAGUUUUUACUGGAAGGUCACGAAAAGGGUGUAAACUGCGGUGUGUUCCAUCAGACGCAGCAGCUGAUAGUCACCUGUUCUGACGACAAGACGAUUCGAAUCUGGAGGUAUAGCGAAAACAGUGCAUGGCAGUCUAAUAUACUGCGUUCCCAUGUAGAUAACGUGAGCUGCGUCAUGUACCACCCGGGGGACCACUCGGUAUUGGUGUCAAAUUCGGAGGAUUGUAGCGUGAAGAUUUGGAGUACGGAAAGUUGGGACUGUCUUUAUACUUUUAAGCGCAAGGGGGAUCGCUUUUGGACUCUGGGCUCUGCGGAGCGCAUGGGUUCCAGGUACAUUGCAGCUGGGCACGACAGUGGGUACAUUUUACUAAAGCUGAUGUCUGAGCGCCCCUUGAUCGCCAGGGGCAAAGAAGGGGGGGUGUAUUUGCUGCGCCGCGACGUUGAUGAGCCAUGCGGCGGCGUUGGCCGCCUUUUCCAGAGCGACCCCUGCUUUGGGCUGUACCUCUACCGGCCGGACGCCGGCGCCCGCCUUGGCCUGCAGCCCAGUUUUGGCAUGCAACUAAAGGUGCCUGGAAAAUUUUCUAGGGAGAAGUUGUACAUGGAUAUUAGCGUGCGCCCGUUUCAAUUGCUCUUACUGUCCCGUAACUCCAGGACUCUGGUGAUAUUUUACAAGCUGCCUGAGCUCGAGUCCGCCAAGUUUAGGCUACAGGGAGCCCAUUUAAUCGAGUCAGGCGCCAUAGGGGACUGUUGUAUGCAGUUUUACGAGCUUCCUCCACCCCUAAACGACCCUACCAGCUGCUGCUUCAUGGGCAAGGGCCGGGUGGCGGUGGGCACGGCCCACCACCUGGUGAUAUUGAAUUGCAGAUUUGAAAAGGUUGCGGCGUUUGAGCUGCCCACUGAGCGCGUAUACCCUGCCCCAGGGGGCGCUGUAUUUGCGGUAUCCCAGUCGUCUCUUUAUUAUGUCAAGGAGGCUCCGAUAUUUGUGACUGCGCUGACGGGCAAGCCCAUAGCGGUCGUCCCCUCCGGCGGCAACGAGUUCCAACUGAUAGUCUGUCGCAACAGUUUGGCCGUGCUGGACAGGCAGCUUCGGGUGAUUGCCCUCGUGUAUGACAGGCAGGUGAAGUCUGCGAUUUGGGACGGUCCCAACGCGGUUGUUUACACCACCUCCACUCACCUUAAGUUUUUUAUGUUUGGCGCCCAGCCUUCCGAGGAACUUAUGCCUGGAGACGCCCUGCGGUGCGACCCUGGCAUCCUAAAGAGCCUGGACCAGGUGUGGUACUUGGCAUCGCUUCAGGGCGAUGAGUUGGUCUACUUCACCAGGGCCCAGCAGGCCGGCCGCUUCCUUCUAACCGUGCCCGAAUACCUGGCGAGGCGGCGUGUGGUUAGCGGAGAACUGGAUCGUUCCAUUACGCCAUCAGAGCUGUUAGAUGGAACAUGCAGUCCCUCCCUGGGCUUUAUCAGUUUCCUGCGCGACAGGGGUUAUCCCCAAUACGCGUUUGGAUUCUGCAGGGAUCCGGCGCUAAAGUUUUCACUUGCCAGGGCCCACUCUGGCCUUGAAGAGAUGGUUCAGGUGCUUGAUAGCUAUCCCGCGUCUGGAUUAUCGGGCAAGAGCCCAUCAUGGCUGGGCGCAGCCUGGCUGGAGGUGGCGCAGAUCGCCCUGAAGCAGUGUAACGUGCAGAUUGCGGAGAGGGGGUUCCAGCAUGCCCAUCAAAACUACGGUCUGGUCCACCUGUACAUGUUAACCGGUCAGUUCGAUAAGCUUGAAAAGUUGCGGGAACUGGGCGUGUUGUCGGGCUGUCCAUCUGCUACCGCAUCGAAGCUCUAUCUGUUCGACGGUACCUACCCGAUUGCGCCAAUCAGCGCCUCAGUCCCCUCCAACGGCCCACUGUGCAGGCCGUUCCGUCUCUGGGACGGAUGGUCUAGGCUCGUGGAUUGGGGGCGUCUUUCCAGCACUGGCCCGGUGCCAGUUGUGGCUCGGAUCCCGAUCCAAAAUCCAGUUCCAGCCCCGGUUCCUUCUCCGGGCAAGGCUGAUGGCGCGUGGUCGGACUACGACGAUUUCAUAGAGGAGAUUGAGACGUCGCGUUCUCAAGCCUCUGUCACCACGUCAUCGGCGCGCGAUUUCCCCAUCGUGCCCCUGCCAGCGGCAACCCCAACUGCCGCAGCGUUGGUGGCAUCUGGGCAAUUUGACCAAGCGUUAUCCAAGCUACGCGAGGGUCUGUCCCUUGCCAAUCCCCGCGCCCUUAUCCCAUCGCUCGUACAGCUCUACCAGUCGUCUACGUGUUUGGCGGAGGCCCUGCCCAAUACGUGUCCCGUCAAGUUGGACGUAUUCUCUGCGCAUAGCGCGCGUUUAGCAGCCCUAAACGUGCAACUUUUGGCGCAAGGGCACUCGCUAGUGACAGGAGGCGACUUUGCCGGGUCGCUCAAGGUAUAUCGUAGAAUAAUGCACAACGCCAUGCUUGGAUGGGACCCCGAUAGUAAUCCAGCUGCGAAUAUGACGCCUGAGUUCGUAAAGGCUAGGAGUUAUGCAUUUGCCAUGACGUUGGAGAUACGAAGGGGCGAGCUAUCCGAGAGCGACCCCAAUAGGAGCCUGCAGUUGGCAGCCUCUCUCGCUAACUUUGACCUGGAGAGCGAGCACCAGUUCCUUGUUUUGAGGCGUAUGAUGGGUAUAAUGUGGAAGGCGGGUAACUUUAGGACUACGGCACACAUUGCCAGACGGUUAAUUGACUCGCACACUCCUGUGGCUACUGCCGGCGAUAUGGACGCGGAGAUGGACAAAGUCAGACGUAUUCUUCAGGCCUCGCUCAAGAGGGGGGGCGAUACUUUUCCCGUCAAAUUGGAGCACGGGGUAAUUUGUAGUGUGACCUUCGAGGAGGUGGAAGACAGGCCAAUCGUAAAGUGUCCAUUUUGCAGUUCUAUAGCACUGGAUACCUUCGCUGGCACGCAAUGUGCCAUUUGCCAGCUUUGUCUGCUCGCCAAUUCCCACUGA